CGCUCUGGCUAGCUCGAGUCCGCAGAGAUGGUUUGUGCAGCAGGAGAUGACAGACGGUUCGCCAAGUAUGGGCGAAACAGGGAAUGCUGUACCAGCGAUGGGAACCCUUCCAUUCUACAAUACAGCCAGCAAAACUCUGCCAAUGUCCUUCAAUGAUGCCACCUCCAGCUCAUGCACCAUCACACCCGGCGAAAAGCCCAUCCGAAGAGGUCCUUUCCGGAGACCUAACCCAAAAGCCCUGGGCUGGUUCUGCCUCCUCCACCUGCCAUCCAUGCUCACGACAUCGGCCCUGCUAGGCCUCUACGUCAGCGAGCACCAAUGGCACCCAAACGACCACGAAGUCAAGGUCCUCCUGGUGGCGUCCAAGAUCCACGAGCUCCUGAUCGUGGUCUCGCUCUCCAGCCUGCUGCACUACCGGAUGCGCCACGCCCUGCUGCGCGGCCCGCGCGGCCUGCCGCUGGGGCUGCUGGCGUCGCCGUUCCAGCUCAACGACCCGCUGUGUCUGCUGCAGCGGCCGUUCCUCUCGACGGCGGGCAGCAUGCUCAGGGCGCCGUCCGAGUUCCUCACCAUCGCCCUGGUCCUGCUCGGCGUGCUCCUCACCCUGGUCGCCGCCCCGAGCUCCGGCAUCCUCAUCCUGCCCCGCCUCGACUGGUGGCGGCUGCCGGCCUCGGGCCUCGAGGUCGGUGACGGCACCACCUCGGUGCACCGGCUGUUCUACAGCGCCUUUCCGCCCGCGACCAACGCCCGCUACGAUCUGCGCUCUGCCGACUACCCGCGCCCGGCCGAGGACCACUUUCGGGACCUGCACCUCAGCAUGCUCGCCGGCCUCGACCUGCUGGUCAAGGGCAGCGCGCCGAACGAGCGGUACCGCGCGAACCUCUCCGUCCCGCAGGAGGCGUCGACGCAUCCCUUCCAGGUGGAUCUGCUGGACGAGGCAGGGCGGUCGGGUGAUUCCCGGCUCGAGGUGGCGUGCUCGGCGCCCAUGUCGUCCGUCACGCAGGCGUUGACGACGAGGGGUGGGAGGUGGUCUGCGCACACGUCAAAGGCAGCCAGGAUCUUUGUGAAGCCCACGCUGUUGAAGGAUGGAGAGGAUCAGAAGGGAUGGAGACAGCCGAGGGUUUCGGUGCAGUGCAGCCCAGUGGUCGAAGCUCAGGGAGAGUUCAAGGAUGUCACGUUUGCGGGAGGCUACUUUGGGUUUGUCAAGCUGGAGAGGAGCGUCAUUGCAGAGGCAGUCAAGAACAUGUCGGACUCUCGGCCCAUCACGGUCGUGGGGACGGAGAGUGAGCUCCUCCCCCUCGACAGGAACCUGUCGGCAUUUGCGAUCAUGGACAGCAACGUCGGCACUAGCCAAGACAAGCGCAGACUGGCGUGCCUGAUCGACGCACGCUGGGUGGCCAUGCCUCCGGUGUGGAUCGAGACGGAACGCGCCGCCAUUUCCCAAGGCGGCGACAUGGUCGAUCUCGACGCAGGCCGACCCACCGAGCCACCCAUUUCGGUCCUGCAGAACUACGCAGCAGGAUGGGUGGGCGCUGCACGCGGCUUCUUGUCCAACGGCAGGGCCUCACAAAACAGCGGCAACGCCACCGACCAGAGCCCUCUCGAGCACAUGGUCAGCCACUGUGCCGAGGCCAUGCACCAGGAGACUCUGAGGAACCGGUGUUUGUCCAGUGGGCUGGCUCUAAUGCUAACAGACACGCUGCGGAGGUCUGCCGCGCUGGGCGAGGAACAAACCGGCCCGAUGGACACGGCGACUUACUACUUUACCGAGAUGGACUUUGAGUAUUUCCACUUCACGUACAGCUACAAAUUUGGGGGCUGGCUCAUCACCUUUGCCUUUGUGGUCUUGUUCGUGCACGUGGCUCUGAUUGCGGUGCAUUUGGUUGUGCUUCUGCUCGGCGGCGAGUGGUACCAAGGUUCUUGCACGUGGGGCGGGAUUGGAGGGUUGCUGGUUUUGGCGCUGGUUGCCACGCCUCCGGACGGCUUGAGAAUGAAGACCAGAGGAGACGAUCCCAGAGAUGGGUGGGAUAUAUGGAAGCAUAGGGUUCUGGUGCAGCCGAGUCCCGAGACUGGAGAGGGGACCAUGUCUGUCCAUGAAGGGUCUGAGUUGAUGUGGAUUGAUCCCAAGACUGAGAGACGGAAGCGGGAGUGGAAAGCCUUUUCAUUCAGCUGGUUGACAUUUCUGAACCAUUUAUGAGUAAAAUCCGAACGUUGGAUGCCAGUGCCACAUGGUCCCGCAAUAGAGAGCAUCUCUGAAACCAAGAGGCCGCCAUAUCCGCAAUCAAU
Molecule: messenger RNA, 2283 nt
Organism: Pyricularia oryzae 70-15
Lineage: Eukaryota; Fungi; Ascomycota; Sordariomycetes; Magnaporthales; Pyriculariaceae
Exons: 2
Coding region: 47-2194 (715 amino acids)
Source: RefSeq, a predicted model, not a curated record